AUGUGGACGCGUUUGACUGCCAUUCUCCUGGUGGCGGUGGUGGCGUUGGCCACUGCCCGCCCCUUUGAGAGCCGCGACGCAAACUUGCUUCACGACCUGGCUCCGACGGCCACCAACGGAAGCUGCCUCACUCCUCAGCAAGACAAGGAACUCAAGGAGGCCAUCACCGGUAUUCACAUCACCUUGACCGCCACCGUGACUGCCCUUGACAUUGCUGCUGCUGCCGAGUCAAACCCUGACACCAAGCAAAGCCUUGAGCUGGCCGCCAAGAUCAUCGAUGCGGUCAACAUUGAUCUCGUGAACAAUCUGACCGCCAUUGUCGACAGCUCGUGCGGCACCUGCUCUCAGAUUGCCCAGGUGGUCAACAUGACCGUCAUUUCCAUCGAGGAGACCCUGAACCGCAUCGAGCCCAACUGGCGCAACGACACCGUGUACAAGGUCAUUGUGCAGGCCGUCAACGACAUUCUUGCCAUUGUCGAGACGGUCUGCCCCGAUUCAGCUCUGCGCUUGCGCCUUGGCGAUAACAAUCAGUGCCUCAACGCCAGCCAAGUUCGCGUUUUGGAACAGGUGGUCACUGGCAUCCAAAUUGUCCUGACCGCCGCUGAAAUGGGCCUUGAGGUCGCGGAGAGCGCGGAAACGGAUCCUGCCACCAAGCAGAAGCUGGCCGAGGCCGUGCGUGACAUGAAGAUCAUCAGCCACGACCUCAUUGCCAAUCUUACCACCAUUGCUGAGAGCAACUGCUCCACCUGCUCUGCCAUCGUCGCCACCGUGGACGAGGCCAUUGUCAUCAUCGAGAACACCCUGACGGACAUUGACCCCGACUGGCGCAACGACCAGCUUUUCCAGGCCAUCUUCCAAGGCAUCCAGCAGAUCCUCGGCUACGUCACUGACCUCUGCCCAUCAUCGGUUGGCCGCCUGCUCGAGAAGCACCGCCUCUCCCUUGCUGCUGCUGCCCGCGCCGGUCAGCACUAA
Messenger RNA from Monosiga brevicollis MX1, 972 nucleotides. RefSeq lists its product as uncharacterized. The record is from RefSeq and is a predicted model, not a curated record. NCBI's taxonomy places the organism in Eukaryota, Choanoflagellata, Craspedida, Salpingoecidae. Bases 1 to 972 code for a protein of 323 amino acids. The transcript has a single exon.